AUGUAUCUGUCAUGUGCUACAAGACCAGAUAUUAGUUUUGCGGUGAGCUACUUAAGUAAAUUUUGUUCUUGUGCUGCAUCAUCACACAUGUCUGCCGUAAAGAGACUAUUAAAGUAUCUUAAGGGUACCAUAGAUGCGAGGCUCACUUUCAAGAAAAGCAAAAGCGAGUUAGUUGCCUAUGCAGAUGCUGACUGGGGUGCUAAUGCUGAUGGACAUUCGUUUACUGGCUACACGUUAAUUUAUGCAGGUGGGACAAUUUCAUGGCAGGCUUGUAAACAACGGUGUGUAGCACUAAGUACUGCAGAGGCUGAAUACAUUGCGAUCUGUGAAGCAGCUAAAGACGUUAUGUUUGUUAAAGGUCUAUAUGGAGAGUUAACUGGUCAUGUAGGAUGUGUAACUAUUUUUAGUGACAGUCAAAGUGCCAGAUCAUUGACAUAUUCCCCGGUAAUUGGUAAACGGUCUAAACACAUAAAUAUUAAGUUUCAUUAUGUUAGAGAGUUAGCCGAAGGUAAGGACAUUAAAGUUGAAUAUUGCGAUACAGGCUCUAUGCCUGCUGAUGUUCUGACUAAAUCCCUUGGUGCUAUUAAACACAGUUAUUGUGUGCAACGCAUGGGACUCCAGUGGGGGUGUUGA
Galleria mellonella (greater wax moth) is the source of this 633-nucleotide messenger RNA. RefSeq lists its product as uncharacterized. Bases 1 to 633 code for a protein of 210 amino acids. The transcript has a single exon. The record is from RefSeq and is a predicted model, not a curated record. NCBI's taxonomy places the organism in Eukaryota, Metazoa, Arthropoda, Insecta, Lepidoptera, Pyralidae.